Molecule: messenger RNA, 402 nt
Organism: Larimichthys crocea (large yellow croaker)
Lineage: Eukaryota; Metazoa; Chordata; Actinopteri; Sciaenidae
Product: max dimerization protein 3-like
Exons: 6
Coding region: 1-402 (133 amino acids)
Biological process (GO): regulation of transcription by RNA polymerase II
Molecular function (GO): RNA polymerase II cis-regulatory region sequence-specific DNA binding; protein dimerization activity; DNA-binding transcription factor activity, RNA polymerase II-specific
Source: RefSeq, a predicted model, not a curated record
AUGGAGCGACAGCGAGUGCACAUGCGAAUGCAACACAGAGAGAAGCAAACAGAAGAGCAAGAGAUAGCUGCUGGUGGCAAUAGGUCGGUUCACAACGAGCUGGAGAAAAACAGACGAGCUCAGCUGAGGCACUGCCUGGAGCAGCUCAAGAAGCAGGUCCCUCUGUCGUCUGACUCGAUGAGGAACACACACCUCAACCUGCUGAGGCGGGCUCAGCUUCACAUAAAGAAGCUGCAGGAGCAGGAUGAGCGUGCAGAGCAGAUGAAGGGACGCCUGCGCUGGGAGCAGAGAGAGCUGAGGGUUCGGCUGGAGCAGCUGCAGAGAGGCUCGGAGAGGAUGAGGAACGACAGCCAGGGGUCCCCCAUGUCCUCCGAGAGGUCUGACUCCGACAGGAAGGAGUAA